This is a messenger RNA of Plasmodium gallinaceum, 4986 nucleotides long. RefSeq names its product conserved Plasmodium protein, unknown function. Bases 1 to 4986 code for a protein of 1661 amino acids. Lineage: Eukaryota; Apicomplexa; Aconoidasida; Haemosporida; Plasmodiidae. The record is from RefSeq and is a predicted model, not a curated record. The transcript is spliced from 3 exons.
AUGAUUAGUAGCCCUAAAAAGAAAUUAAAAAUAAAUGAGUUUGAAUAUAAAGCAAUUAAUCAUAAUGAAAAAGAAUCAACAAAAGAAAAGAUAAAUAUAAAUGAAAAUAAAGUAAUAAGGCAUACAAAUGAUAAUAAAAAUAGAAAAAUAUGGUUAUGUAGCAAAAUAAAUAGUAUUUGUGACAAUCUGAAAAUAUUUAGAAAAAAAGAUGAUAGUGAAGAAAAAAAAAAGAAAAAUAAAAGAUCAUUUGAAGAUAUUUCAAAAGAUACUAAAGAAAAAAAGAAGGAAGGAAAUUUUAGAUCCUCUUUUGGAUAUUUAUCUUUGUUGAAAUCAUUGCUACAUAUUUAUAAGUUUUAUACCACGAAUGAUGUUGAAUAUUAUGUAAGUUCUUGUGUUAGUAGUAAAUAUUUAGAGGAACAAAAUUGUAUACAAAAGGAUUAUGAUAUUAAUGACAAUGAAGAGAAUCAUGAAGAAAAAUUAGAGAGUUUUUCUGAAAAGGAAUAUAUUACAGGAAAGCAUAAAGAACAAGAAAAAAAAACAUACAAUAAUAAAUAUAAUGAUAUUUUUGUUGAGAUUAUAAAUGAAAAGUCAGGUUUUUUUUUUAUUUUUAAUACUAUAUUUUUUACUUAUUUAAAAAACUAUUAUUAUUUUGUUGAUAUAGUUAAUAUUUUAAAUUACAUUGGUGAUAAUAAAAGUAUUAACAAAAUGGAUGAAAAGAAUAAAGAUAUUUUAAUAUAUGAACAAAUCGCAUUAUUUGUAGAAAAUAAUUAUGAUAUAUUGAUUUAUAAUAAAAAAAAUUCAAACAAUAACAUAAAAAAUAAAUACAAUAAUAUUAUAUCACAAAAAAAAUUAAUAGGAUCAGUAAACAAUAAAUCUAAAGAUAUAGAACAAAUUAAAAUAAAUUUAGAAAGUUUAAAGAAUAACAAAUCAUGUGAAGAACUUUUAUAUAUAUCUAUGAAUGAAUGUAAUAAAAAAAUUUAUCACGAACUCAGUAAAAUACCCAAUUUAUUUCAUGAUAUAUAUGAAAUAAGUGAUUAUAGCAAAAAUGAAAUAAUAAGUGAUGAAAAUCAUGAGAAAAUGAUGCAUCAUUUAAAUUAUAAAAAAAAUCCUACACUAUAUAAUGAUAAAAAUAGUUGCACAUCACUAGAAUAUGAUAAUUUUAAAAAUGAAUGUAAUUCUCUUAACUCGAAUUCAUUUAAAAGAAAUAAUUUAUCUUUAUAUAAUAAUGAAAAUAAUAUUUUAAAUGAAGGAAAUAAGGAAAUUAAGGAAGAAAAUUCAGAAAUUUUAGAAAAUGAAACUCAUAAAUCUAUAACAGUAAGUGAAUGUAAAGAUAAUAAAAGUAAAGGUUAUUUUAUAAAAAAAUUUUUAAUGAAUAUAUUUAAUCGUUCUAAAAUUAAUAAUAAUAUAAAUAAUGAAAAUGAAAUAAGUGAAAACAUAGAUGAUGCAGUACAUAUUAAUGAAAAUAUAAAUGUUUUAAAUUUCACUGAUGAAAAGGAAAAUACUAAAGAAACAGAGUAUAAAGAAAAAUAUUGUUCUGAAAAAAUAGGUUUUAUAAAAAAUGUCAAUGAUAAGAACACUUUUGGUGAAUUAAGAAACAGUUCUAAUAGUGCUAUUAAAUAUGAAGAUGAAGCACUUCAAUCCAGUGAAUUACAUAAGACAACUUAUUGUAAUGAUAGAAUAAAAGAACAAAAGGGAUGCAAAAAUGAAAAUGAAAAAUUAAGAAAAAAGUAUAAAAUUAAUAAUUUUGAAAAUAAUGAAUCAACAAAUAGUGAAUCAGAAAAUGUGGGACCCAUUAAUAAUUGUCUAAUUAAUAAUGAAUUAAAAAACAGUCCUUCAGAAAACAAAGAUAUUAAAAAUAAUGAAUUAAUAGAAGAGUACUUAGAAAAUAAUAAUACAAUUAAUAGCAAUUAUGAUGUUCAUAAAGAAUUAAUGAAAUUAAAAGAAUUAAAUGUUAACAAAGAAUAUAUAAAAAAUACUAAUAGCAUAAGUAAAGAAGUAAAUGAAUUAUUUGAUGAAGAAUUUAAAAAAAAGGAAUUGUAUGAAAGUGAAUUUCAAAAAAAUAUUAAAGUAAAUGAUGAUGAUAAACUUUCUAAUGAUUCUAAUUUCGGAAUAACAUAUUCACAUAAAAUUGAAGAGGAAAAAUAUAAUUCAGAAAAAUGUAAAUCAGAAAAUAAAUCAGGAGGUAGUGAAAUAAAAGAAAAUAAUUCAGUGGAAGAAACAUAUUCAAAGGAAAAAGAAAUAGAUAUAGAUGACUUAAAAGAAGAAGAAAAAAAAUUAGACAACAGUAACUCUGAAAAUAAAUUAAAUGAAAGCGAAUUAAGUUAUGAUGAGUUGUAUUAUAAUAAAUUAAAUGAAGUUGAAUUAGGAGAUAAUCAAAUAGAUGAUAAUAAAUCUAAUGAAGUCGCAAAUAAUGAAAAUAUAUUUGAAGUUGAAAAAAAUGGAAAUAAAGUAAAUGAAAGUAAUGUAAAUAAUAAUCAAUUAAAUGAACAUAUAUUAAAUGAUAGUCAAUUAGAUAAAAAUCUAACUAGUGAAGAUGUGCAAAAUAACAAGUAUAUGAAUGAUAAUAAACAUCAUGAAAGUAAGUCAAAUGAAAAAAUAAGUAAUCAUCAUACAUAUAAAAAUGAAGUAAAUAAUGAUAAUAAUUCAGAUGAAUUAUACGAUAAUGAAUCAAAUAAAAAUCAUUUAUAUGAUAAUUGCACAAAUGGAGAUGAACCAAAUAAAGAUGGGUUAAUUAGAUUAGAAUUAGACAAUAAGAAUUUAGAUGAAGAGGAACCAUAUUAUAUUGAAUCAAAUGAAAUUGAAGUACACAAUAAUGAGUUAAAUGAUAAUAAAUAUGAAAAUAAUAAAUCAAAUGAAAGUGAGUCAAAUAAUAUUCCAUCUAAUGAUAACCAAUCUGAUGAUUUUGAUGAUAAUAAAUUAAAUGAAGAUGAAUCAAAUGAUGCAGAAGUAAAUGAAGAUGAAUCAAAUGAUGCAGAAGUAAAUGAAGAUGAAUCAAAUGAUGCAGAAGUAAAUGAUGAAGAAUCAAAUGAUGAAGAAUCACACGAUAAAGAAUCAAAUGAUAAAGAAUCAAGUGAUGAAGAAUCAAAUGAUGAAGAAUCACACGAUAAAGAAUCAAAUGAUGCAGAAUCAAAUGAUGAAGAAUUAAAUGAUGAAGAAUCAAAUGAUGAAGAAUCACACGAUAAAGAAUCAAAUGGUGCAGAAUCAAAUGAUGAAGAAGUAAAUGAUGAAGAAUCAAAUGAUGCAGAAUCAAAUGAUGCAGAAUCAAAUGAGAGAGAAUCAAAUGAUGCAGAAGUAAAUGAUGCAGAAUCAAAUGAUAAAGAAUCAAAUGAUGAAGAAUCAUAUGAAAAUUCUUUAGAUGAAAGUGAAUCUAUCAAUAAUAAAUCAGAUGAUUACUCAGAAGAAUCAGGAAGUGAUAAUUACAGAAAAGAAAAAAAAAAAAAGAAAAAAUACGAAUUAGAAAAAAUGGAAGGAUCAGAAAAUAGUGAUAAUAUUUUAUCAUUUGACAAAAUAUCACCUUCCAAUGAGAUAGAUGAUGAACAAAUUAUUAAUUUUCUAAAGAAUAACAAAAAAAUUUCUGAUAAAAAAUAUUAUCGAGAAUAUUUAAAGAAUCUUCUAACAUGUAAUAAAGUAUGCUCUAUUAAGGAUCAUUCAAUUGAAAAAGGUAUAUUUAUUAAAAAAGUAAAGAAAUUGUGUGACUUAAUAAAAAAUAAAAAAUUUAAUGAUAAAUAUAUGAAUUACUGGAAAUGUAAAGUACGUUUUAAAUGUUGUAAACUUCAAAGAGCCUACAAAAUAUUUUUGGCGAUUAUUUGUUCUAUAGUUAAAGAAAUUAAUAAAUUAACAAAAGAAUUAAAUAGUAUGAGUAAUUUCAUAUUCAUAAAUUCAGGCAUUGAAAAUUAUUUAAAUGAAAAAAACAUUUCUAUUAUUGAAAAAAUUAGAGAAGACAAUGAUUUAAUUGAUAAUUAUUUUAGUGAAAACAAUAUAAUAAAUGAUUUUUUUUUUAAUAAAAAUUUUUCAAGAGAAGAAGAAAAAAAAAAAAAAUAUAUUUCAUACGUACCUUUAGAAAACUACAAGAUAUUGCUACUAUGUUUGAAAGACAUAUUUAAUGAAAAAAAUUUAGAAGAACAAUUAAAAAAUAUUUCUUAUUAUAUUGAAUUUGACAAUUAUAUACCUAAUUAUUGCAAUUUUUUUUAUGAUAAAUUCAAAAUAAAUUGUAACUAUUUAUAUCAUAUACAAAGUUUAUAUCAUAAUAGUGCCCCAACUGUUGAAUGUUUAAAUAUGUUCAUUGCAUGUUUAAAUUAUAAUUAUUCAAAAAUUCAUAAAAAGAAAACUCUUUUUAAAUAUGAACUAAAUAAUAAUUAUUUGUCAACUCUUCCUUUUGUAUAUUGUUGUGAUAUUCAAGUAAUAAAACAUUUGGAAUUUUUAAAAUUGAAGGAUACAUGUCAGAAAAUAAUUAAAGAUAAUAAGAUAUAUGAAAAUUUUUUAAAUCAUCUUUUUUCAUAUAUAUUUGAUGAAUCAUAUUUUAUUAUUCCUUUUUUUACUUCUUAUGGAAAAUUUUUAAUUAUUAUUAAAACAAAUAGAAAUGAAAAUUCAGAAAUUUCCAUUGAUUCAUUGAAAAAUAAAAAUUCGAUUACAUAUGAUGUGAUAAUUAAUAGUUUUGUUUUUCCCAAUGAUAGCAGUUUUCAUGCAAUUAUUCAUUUUUCUCAUAUUUUCAUAAAAUGUUUAAAAAACUUUUUUAAAACGAGAAAUUCAGAUGAAAAUAUUCCUGAAAUAUCAUUUGCAAAUUUAUUAAAUAUAGAAAAACAACAAAUUAUUUAUCAAGAAAUAGAAACUAAUAAAAAUAGGAAUGAAAUUAUUAUUAAUAUGUUUUUUCUUAUAGAAUCUUUUUUCAAUAAUACAAAAAAAAUAAGGGUUCCUAAGGAGUUUAAUCAAGGAUUAAGAUUUUUAUACAUUAUCAGAUUACUUGAGUUUUUUCACGAAAAAGAUUAA